AUGGCGGCCAAGACGGAGAACGCCUUCGAGGUGCUGACACGCGAGGAGGCGGCCCCCGAGGUGGAGAACCCGGCUGCGGUCGUCACCCAAGAAGACGUCGACCUCGGCCUGGCCGGCAAGGCGGAGCUGCAGCAGGAGAUGAAAGUGGCCAGCGGCGGCCCCGCCGCGAUGGUCGAUGCGCCUCCCACUCCGGGCCGCACAGGCCCCCUGCCCCAGACCCAGCCACCCAUCAAGCCUGACGCAGCCAAGGAGCACGGCGAGGCCGCGCAGGAGCGGGCGGGCGAAAUGAAAGAGGCCGGCGAGCACAAGGCAGGAGAGCUGGCUGAAUCGGCCAAGCACACGGUCGCCGACGUGCGCCAGCGGGCUGAGGAGCUGGCGGAGGCCGGCAGGGAGCGCGCGGCAGAGGCGGGGGAGGCGGCGCGGGAGUAUACUGGGGCAGCCAGGGACAAGGCCGCCGAUGUGGCGCACGCGAUGGGCGACAGCGUGUCCCAGGCUGUGGAAUAUAUAAAGGAGCACCUGCCGGAGGUGCAUGUGGAGCGUGCGGAGUCUUCUCCCGAGGAGCGCGAGAGCCAGGCGCUGCUGGAUGAGGCGAUGGCGAUGGCAGGCGGCGCGCCGGUGCCCAUCCGCACAGAGGCCCCCAGGCCCGCGCCAAGCCGCCCCGCCGCCGAGCCUGCCCCGUCUGCCAGCGCCGCGGCCCCGCCUGCUACCAUCCCCGGCGCUGAGCUGGACACGGAGCCCUUCCGAGCCUACGAGCCUCGCACCGCCACCGACGUGGCCAACCGCGCCGCCGAGAGGGCCGCCGAGGUGUCGGAGGCCGCCAGGGCCAAGGCAGCCGAGAUGGUGCACCGCACCCCUGGCUCCGCCGCCGCCCCCGAGCACACAGGCGGCGCCAGGCAGGCCGCCAAGGAGGCCGCCCCCGAUGAGCUGGCUGCCAGGGUGGAGCGCGAGGAGCAGAGCGCCAAGGGACCUCUGGAGGCGCUCAUGGACACAGUGAAGAGCACCACCGACUAUGUCAAGCAGCACGUGCUGCGGUCGCCGCCGGGGUCGCCCCGGGCGGGCACCCCCCAGCCAGCGGGGCAUCCAGAGCCAGAAGUGGUGGUGGUGCGGCGCACCGGCAGCGGGCGAGUGCACGAGUACUCGGCUCUGCCCGGGGACCUGCACCCCGCGCAGCUGGCGAGGGCCGCCAGGGUGGUCAGGGAGAAGGUGCUGCAUGCGCCGGCAGCCACCGAGGCCACCGCCGCCGAGGCUCGCGACGCCACCGUGGGCGGCAUGCGCGCCGCAGGCCAGGAGAUUGAAGGCACUGCCCGCGCCGCCACCGACAAGGCAGAGGGGGCAUAUGAGCAGGCCAGGGACACAGCCGGCUCUGCUGCAGACGCUGCUGCCGCCAAGCUGGAUGCCGCCAAGCGUGCAGUGACUGAGGGGGCUGGCAGGGCUGCCGACACGGCUCGCGACACCGCGGGCAGGGCUGGCGACGCCGCUCGCGAGGCUGCCGGCAGGGCGGAGGCCCGGGCUGGGGAGGCUGGCGGCGGGGCCAGAGGGCUGCACGAGAAGCACGAGGGCGCCAAGGCGGCGGCAUUCGCAGAGGGCCGUGCGACUGAGGCAGAGCGCCAGGAGCUGCAGCAGGGCGCUGAGCACUGGAACCCGCCGCCCAAGACUCCCGAGGAUGCGGCGCGCCAGGCGGGCAUCAUUCCGUCUGACACCGAGUCCCUGCUGAAGCAGCGCGGAGGGGCGGCCUACGAGGCGCAUGAGGCGCGGGAGGAUGAGGAGCGCAAUAAGAUCAGGACCAGUGAGCUGCUGGAUGAGGCUUCCCUGGCCUAUGGCGAGGAGAACCUGGCUCCCGGCGACCUGUCCGACGUAAAGACGGAGGCAGAGGGCGGCGGCCCGCUCGCUGACAUGUCGCGUGGCGGCGCCGGGGCAGGCGAGGGCCUGAAGGGCGCGCUGGGGCGGGUGUCUGCCGGGGCCAAGGAGGAUGCGGUACAGGACCUGGGGAAGGACGAGCCGGGGGACGAGGGCGAGAUUCCCUCCUGA
This is a messenger RNA of Chlorella variabilis, 2028 nucleotides long. RefSeq lists its product as hypothetical. Lineage: Eukaryota; Viridiplantae; Chlorophyta; Trebouxiophyceae; Chlorellales; Chlorellaceae. Bases 1 to 2028 code for a protein of 675 amino acids. The transcript is spliced from 20 exons. The record is from RefSeq and is a predicted model, not a curated record.